Coniosporium apollinis CBS 100218 is the source of this 1839-nucleotide messenger RNA. RefSeq lists its product as uncharacterized. NCBI's taxonomy places the organism in Eukaryota, Fungi, Ascomycota, Dothideomycetes. Gene Ontology annotation, molecular function: FAD binding. The record is from RefSeq and is a predicted model, not a curated record. The coding region runs from base 1 to 1839 and encodes 612 amino acids. The transcript is spliced from 8 exons.
AUGCCUGGUCUCACUGAUGCCGUCAACGGAACAUACCCAAACGGGGUAAAUGGAAAAGAUGUUCCCUCCGGUAUCGAGGAUAACAUUGCCAUCGAUGUCCCGGUGCUCGUUGUCGGCGGCGGACCAACCGGACUCCUCCUCGCCCAUCUGCUUUCCAAGCUUGGGGUCCGCUCACUACUCGUGGAAAAAUACCCAGAGAGAUUAGGGGCCCCGAAAGCUCACGCUCUCUCGCCAAGGAGCCUAGAGAUAUGUCGUCAAUUUGGACUCGACACCAAGGCGAUACGCAACUUGGGCACCAAGCGAGCGGACGCCUUCUGGGUCAACUUCGUGACGAACCUCAGUGGUGAGCGUAUUGGGAUCCUUCCAUACGAGCGCAUGGAUCCCGCUGUUCUCGAGUCUACGCCUGAGAUGAUUCACAACAUCCCGCAACCUAGCUUUGAGCAAUUCGUAGCCCAUGUACUAUCCAACGAUCCUCAAGUGGAGAUACGGAAGGGUGUUGCGUUCGUCUCAUGUACACAAAACGAAAACGAGGUCAUAACGACUGUCGAGGAGCGUGCUACAAGGAACCAGUUCCGCAUACGCUCGGAACAUGUCAUUGCUUGUGAUGGUGCAAGGAGCCAAGUCAGAUCACAGCUGGGUAUCGAGAGUGAAGGAGAGGAUUCCUAUGAGACUAUGAUGACCAUUCAUUUUAACGCCGACCUUCGUCCUGUAGUACAGGAUCGCGUCGGCAUGUUGCACUGGAUUAUGGAUCCUGCGGCAUCGGGGUUUAUCAUCGGCUAUGAUUUGUCCGGAAAUCAGGUCCUCAUAAGUAACUUCGAUUCGGAUAAACAUCCAGUCGACACCUGGACCGAGGGCCUAUGCCAUAAAGUAGUCACUGCUGCUAUCGGACGAGAGGUGCUGUUCGAUGUCCUUAGUUACAGACCAUGGAUUCUCAGUCGUAAGGUGGCGAAAAAAUAUCAUAGUGGCAACGUAUUCCUGGCGGGCGACGCAGCCCACUCAUUUCCGCCAACUGGUGGCUUGGGCCUCAAUUCCGGUAUCGCAGACGUUCACAACAUUGCUUACAAAAUCGCCGCUGUACACCAGGGCUGGGGGAGCAAAGCACUCUUGCAGUCAUACGGAUCGGAACGGAGACAGGUUGCAGAGAUCAACUCGAAGCAAAGCGUCAAGAACGGGAAGAAAAUAUUCUCCUUCCUGAAAACGCUCGGUGCAGCCGGGAUUGCCGAUGUAGAAGAGGCACGCAAGAACCUCUUCAAGUCUAUACGCGACCCGUCCAAAAAAAGCAUGAUAAGGGAUCAAGUAGAGGGGCAAAGGGAACACUUCGACAACCUGGAGCUCCAUAUCGGCAGUGUGUAUGGCAGCACAGAAACUCCUUCGCAUGCUUCACAUUACAAGCCGAAGUUCCAACAAGGCGCUCGGCUUCCCCACGCGUGGAUCAGCUUCCGCAAUCAGAACUCUGCCCCGCCAAUUCAACCUCUAGACGUCUCAUACGUGACGGAGUUUUCGCCAGAUGAGGUGCACGCCCGUCGAUUUUCGUCUCUGGAUCUUUGCGCACUCGACGGAUUCACCGUUGUUGUGGGAUCCCAUGAGGAAUGGGCUGCGCGGUUCGAUGCUCUUAAGGCGGCCACGGUGCAGUGGGCCAUCAAGCUCCGUCUCUAUGCUGCAGAUACGGAUUUCGAUUUCAUGUUCCACGAUCAUCGUGACCUCUUCGACGAUGGUGCGCAUCUGAGCACAGGAGGCGGGUUGCUGGUCAGGCCGGAUCAGCACAUCCUACUGGAACUUACAGCUGAUGUUUCAGUUGAGGAUCUGCAGGUUGCGUUGAGCCGGCAUCUGGGGUUGUAG